Physella acuta is the source of this 1326-nucleotide messenger RNA. RefSeq lists its product as uncharacterized. NCBI's taxonomy places the organism in Eukaryota, Metazoa, Mollusca, Gastropoda, Physidae. The record is from RefSeq and is a predicted model, not a curated record.
AAGCAGCGGUUUAGAGAAGUCUCAAGUUCACGUGAUACAGAACUACACAACUAAACAAUGUCUUCUAUUUUAUUGACGGCUCUGUUGUUUGUAAAUAUCAUGUUCACCUGUGGACUUGACAUUUCACUAGAAAGAGAAUAUUAUAUGGAGGGUAAAGAUUUAUUCUGUGGCAAGUUACAUUGUGUGGAGAACACAAGAGAAGAUAAUGAAAUCUCAGCUCUUGUCAACAUGUCAGUCUAUAGCAUCAGUGAAAUAGAGGGGAAAAUUGUGUUGGCGUCUGUAUCAGAAUCAGAUUCAAGAGUUCGAGAUUAUAAAGUAGCUGGAUCAAAAGUUGAUGGAAAGUUUUCAAAAGUGUUUGGAGAAUUGACAGUAUCAUUUACAAAACCUUCCGAUUGUUUUAGUACAGUGUUUGGAUGUGAUGUGUAUUACACAAAUAGAAGGGGUCUCACUGAGAUGAAAGAAAAUAAAACCAAGCCUGUUGACCAUGACAAUUUUAAGCCACUAAUGUUGAUGACCUUAGAGGCUAAAACUCCAGAGUUUGAUAAAACAAUUGAUAGAAUGUCAGAGUUUCUAAAAACAUUUAAAUAUUCUGAUAAGUUAAACAGAGCUGACUUGAAGAUGAAUUUACAGUUUUUAACAGAUGACAAACGUUCUAACCUUAGUUAUCACAAAACAGAAUUAACAAAGGAGAAGAGUGAUGAAACUUUAGUUAACCUUACCAAUGUCAUGGAAAGUAGAUUCAAUAGCUUGUUAUCUGCCCAAGGAUCUACAAUUCAGAGACUUGAAAAUCAAAUGAACAACGUUUAUAACAGAUUGAACACCUUAGAUAACACAAAUCAAGAGCUCACGCAUUUUAAAUACAACUUCACUGAAAGCUAUCUAAAGACAAUUCAACAGAUACAAACGAACAAUAACACACUUGAAAAACAAAAUAGGUCGGUACAAAAUGUAACAAAUCUAUACAUUGUUUUACAAAAACAACUGGAUAAACUGAAUAAUAGUGUGGUUAAUGUAUCACUCGAUGUUCAAACUUUGUCUCAAAGGUUAAAUAAAAGUGAAAUUUUAACGAAAACCAUGCAAGAUUUCAAAAAAGAUUUACUAAAUUUAACUAACGAAAUGUUAAAAAAUAGCACAACGAUAUUGGAACGUCAAAAUAUAAGCAUUAAACAAUUGUGGGAAAGCUACAAAAACCUAUCAGAGACACAGUCAAAGACACUGAAGGAUUUAAAAACAGCUGUUUCACUACUAAACAAUACAGACAUUGAUAUACACGCCCACACGGAGAAGAUGAAUAACACCAUUCAAAACCUGAUUACUAAAUCAGAU